CCUGGUACACCCCGACCCCACCCGCCAGUUUGUGGUCGAGACGGAUGCUUCCGACACAGGGGUGGGAGCAGUGCUCUCUCAGGUGGCGGCCGCUGACAACCGACUACACCCCUGCGCCUUCUUCUCCAAGAAGCUGUCCCCGGCGGAGAGGAACUACGACGUUGGAAACCGUGAGCUGCUGGCAGUCAAACUGGCGCUGGAGGAGUGGAGACAUUGGCUGGAGGGGGCCGAGAAGCCGUUCAUCGUUUGGACCGACCACAAGAACCUGGCAUACCUCCAGACAGCCAAAAGGCUGAAUUCUCGACAGGCAAGAUGGGCGCUGUUCUUCGGGAGGUUCAACUUCUCUCUCACCUACCGUCCAGGUUCGAAGAACGUUAAGCCCGAUGCCCUGUCCCGUCAAUUCAACACCUGUUCUGAGCGUGAGAUCCCCGAAAACAUCCUUCCUACCUCCUGCACCAUCGGAUCCGUCACAUGGAAGAUCGAGGCGGUGAUCCAGAGGGCUCUACGGGAGGAGCCCGAUCCCAGGUCCAACCCCGGAUUACGCCUAUACGUCCCCUCAGCCGCUCGGACACAGGUGCUGCAAUGGGCCCAUUCAUCCCUCCUUUCCUGCCAUCCCGGCUUUACCCGCACCUUGGCGGUGCUGAAGCGGAGAUUCUGGUGGAGUGCCAUGAUCCCCGACACCAGACGCUUCAUCAAGGCCUGUACCACCUGUGCCAGAAGCAAGGCCUCCCACCAAGCCCCUGCUGGCUUACUCCAACCUCUGCCUGUGCCCAGCCGACAGGAGAGGGGGCAGUGGGGGAGUAAGGUGGAGUUCCUCCUGGCAGUGGCAGGGAACAUGGUGGGGCUGGGAAACGUGUGGAGGUUCCCAUACCUCUGCUACAAGAACGGCGGCGGAGCGUUCCUUGUGCCAUAUCUGGUUUUUGCGGUGACCAGUGGGAUACCCCUGUUCCUGCUGGAGACUGCCAUGGGGCAGUACACCCAGGAGGGGGCCAUCACCUGCUGGAGGAAACUGUGCCCAUUGGCUGAGGGGGUUGGCUAUGGAAGUCAGCUGAUCCUGAUUUACAGCUGCAUGUCUUACAUCAUCAUCCUGGCCUGGGCCCUCUUCUACCUCUACUUCUCCUUCAGCUCUGAGCUGCCCUGGGCCAGCUGCUCCAAUACCUGGAACUCAGAUCACUGUGUGGACUUCUCCAAUCAAAACCUCACUGCAAACUGGACCAACAACUCAUCUUCUGCAGCCAUCGAGUUUUGGGAGAGACGUGUGCUGCUGAUCUCGGGGGGCAUUGAGGAGGUGGGCAGCGUGAGGUGGGAGCUGCUCCUGUGCCUCAUCACUAUGUGGGUCAUCUGCUACUUCUGCAUCUGGAAGGGGGUGAAGUCUACAGGCAAGGCAGUUUAUUUCACAGCUACAUUCCCAUACGUGAUGCUUUUGGUGUUGUUGAUACGAGGGCUAACUCUACCUGGAGCUCUGCAGGGGGUGGAGUUCUACCUGUACCCUGACCCCUCCCGCCUGGCAGACCCACAGGUGUGGAUGGAGGCAGGAUCUCAGAUCUUCUUCUCCUACAGUGUUGGAGUGGGUACUCUGACUGUGCUGGGUAGCUACAACACCUAUAACAACAACUGCUACAAGGACAGUUUAUGGCUGUGUCUGCUGAACAGUGGGACCAGCCUGGUGGCAGGAUUUGUGGUCUUUUCUGUGCUGGGGUUCAUGGCACAUGAGCAGGGUGUCCCCAUCGCAGAAGUGGCAGAAUCAGGACCUGGUCUGGCAUUCAUUGCGUACCCCCAAGCAGUAGCAAUGAUGCCCCUAUCUCAGCUGUGGGCCGCCUGCUUCUUCAUUAUGAUCAUCCUGUUGGGCCUGGACACUCAGUUUGUGAUGAUGGAGGUAGUGAUGACGUCGGUGACAGACCUGUUUCCCAAAGUACUCCGGAGGGCUGGGCGCAGAGAGAUCUUCCUCCUGCUCUUCUGCCUCACCUGCUUCGUCUUGCAGCUGGUGAUGGUCACACAGGGGGGGAUGUAUGUGUUCCAGCUCUUCGACUACUAUGCCUUUAAUGGGGCCUGUAUGUUCUUCCUGUGUGUGUUUGAAGUUCUGCCCAUGGGCUGGCUGUUUGGGGCGGAGCGCAUGAUGGAUGUGAUCGAGGACAUGACCGGGGAACGGCCCAGCCUCAUCUUUAAGCUCUGCUGGCUCUACUUCACCCCACUGGUGACCCUGGGAUCCUUCAUCUUCUCUGUGGUGAAGUACCAGCCCCUGACCUUUAACCGCUGGUAUGUGUAUCCAGACUGGGCGUACGUGCUGGGCUGGCUGCUGGCCCUCUCCUCUGUUGUACUGGUGCCGGGGUGGAGUCUGGUCAAGCUCUCCAUCAGCACUGGCACUCUCAGACAGCGAUUGUCUCAUCUGUGUCACCCUGAUGAUGACCUGCCCCUGACCCGGAAGCAAAUGGCAGAGCGAGGGAAUGCAGUUUCUGCUAGUGUUGAAAGAGAGUUCAGGUGCUUACCAACACAAAAGUGGAAAUUGAAGUGUUAA
Molecule: messenger RNA, 2515 nt
Organism: Conger conger (European conger)
Lineage: Eukaryota; Metazoa; Chordata; Actinopteri; Anguilliformes; Congridae
Product: sodium- and chloride-dependent GABA transporter 2-like
Exons: 15
Coding region: 668-2515 (615 amino acids)
Biological process (GO): sodium ion transmembrane transport
Cellular component (GO): membrane
Source: RefSeq, a predicted model, not a curated record